CAGGCGGCGGCCGUAGCCGCAGGACGACGCUGGAAGCGGGCGUGCCGCGGAGGUGCUGAAGGGACAGUUCCCGCCGCCGAACUUGCGGCGGGCUGGGCGGGUGCGGCAGCCCCGGAGCGAUGGAGACCAUCUGGAUCUACCAGUUCCGCCUCAUCGUGAUCGGGGACUCCACAGUGGGCAAGUCGUGCCUCCUGCACCGCUUCACCCAGGGCCGCUUCCCUGGGCUGCGCUCCCCCGCCUGCGACCCCACGGUCGGCGUGGACUUCUUCUCCCGCCUGCUGGAGAUCGAGCCGGGCAAGAGGAUCAAGCUGCAGCUGUGGGACACGGCGGGACAGGAGCGCUUCAGAUCAAUAACUCGAUCCUAUUAUCGCAACUCAGUUGGUGGAUUUUUAGUAUUUGACAUUACUAACCGACGGUCUUUUGAACAUGUGAAAGAUUGGCUAGAAGAAGCAAAAAUGCAUGUACAGCCAUUUCAGAUUAUAUUUCUACUGGUGGGACACAAGUGUGAUUUAGCUUCACAACGUCAGGUUACAAGAGAAGAAGCUGAAAAGCUAUCACUAGACUGUGGAAUGAAGUACAUAGAAACCUCAGCAAAAGACGCUACAAAUGUUGAGGAGUCCUUCACAGUCUUGACAAGAGACAUAUAUGAACUUAUUAAAAAGGGAGAGAUUUGUAUUCAGGAUGGCUGGGAAGGGGUUAAAAGUGGUUUUGUUCCAAAUACUGUUCAUUCUUCUGAGGAAGCAGUAAAGCCCAGGAAAGACUGCUUCUGCUGACUUCCAGUGUGCCAAAGAACUAACACGGGUGAUGGGGCAUCGUCUCUGAGUAAAUACCAACACUCACUGCAGAAUGAGGCAAGGAGAGCAUCUGAAAAACUUACAGACCCUCAGUAAUACUGUUCUGUGUGCUGCUGGAUUCGGAGCACUGUGCUUACCAGUUACACUAACAGAUCGGAUAUGUUGCUAAGUUAUCAGGAAAAGCAGACAACUUUUUCUGGUAACCAGAGCCUACAUCACUGCAUCCAUUCCCACUCCGUUAGCAUAUAGCUGACUUCAGCCUCCAGAUGUGUCAAUGUUACUCAUCUUUCUUGACAGUUCAAAAUGGACUUUUUUCUACACAUAUAGUCUGAUUGAAAAGAAUGUAUCAGGAUUUAUGUUCUCCAGAGUUAAUUAAUAUUGAAUAUAAAGUGCAUUGAAACGUACAACUUAGCGGGGCGUGGUGGCACACGCCUUUAGUCCCAGCA
Molecule: messenger RNA, 1240 nt
Organism: Nannospalax galili (Upper Galilee mountains blind mole rat)
Lineage: Eukaryota; Metazoa; Chordata; Mammalia; Rodentia; Spalacidae
Gene: Rab39a
Product: RAB39A, member RAS oncogene family
Exons: 2
Coding region: 120-773 (217 amino acids)
Biological process (GO): Rab protein signal transduction
Cellular component (GO): Golgi membrane
Molecular function (GO): GTP binding; GTPase activity
Source: RefSeq, a predicted model, not a curated record